This is a messenger RNA of Belonocnema kinseyi, 708 nucleotides long. RefSeq lists its product as uncharacterized. The record is from RefSeq and is a predicted model, not a curated record. The transcript has 2 exons. Lineage: Eukaryota; Metazoa; Arthropoda; Insecta; Hymenoptera; Cynipidae. The coding region runs from base 109 to 477 and encodes 122 amino acids.
AUGAAUCCCUUUUAUUUUCAGUUGAUUAUUGUGAUAAUUCCUUAGAAUCGUUUGAAGCACUAGAAAAUUCGAGUGUUUCAAUAGGCUGCAAGGAUACACACAUUGUCAAUGAUUAUUCUACCGACAAUUGGAAGUAAGAUAUCAGAGGACUCAAUAGAAACAAGUAAAGUUAAUAAGAAUGAAAUUUUAAUUUCAAUGGAUCCUGAAGAGGCUGGCACUUGCGAUUUUUUACCAAUGUCGUUGAAUGAAAUUUCACAUGAUUCCAACAGUAACAUAGAAGACUUGCAACAUAUUUCCAUGUCCACUUUGUCAUCAAUUUUCGCUACUAAUAACGAAAAUUUAUUAGAUACACUUGGCAACAGAAAGCGAAGUAGAAUAGAUGUUCCUCGAGAAGUGUUGUUCCGAAAACGGUCAGUAAACCGUUCUAACUGGAAAGCUGUUGUCGCAAGUAUUGCACGAAAUUCAGAAGCAAUUUAAAUCUUUUUGGCGAUCGCAAACCGUAACAGACAAUGGGAUUUUAUUGCGUUGCAUACUAUAAAAAUAUUGAAAGUAAAAAAGAAUGCAGACAAGAAUCUAGAAAGUAUCUUUUUCAAGUUGAUGGCAAAAAAUGUAUUGUGUGCAAGACAAUAAGAGAGGUACAAAUAAGACGAGUAAAAUUUCUGACAGGACUGUAAAAAGCAUUGUCUAGCAUAUAAAUCUUUUUGAACG